Musa acuminata subsp. malaccensis (wild Malaysian banana) is the source of this 892-nucleotide messenger RNA. RefSeq lists its product as uncharacterized. The record is from RefSeq and is a predicted model, not a curated record. Gene Ontology annotation, cellular component: chloroplast. Lineage: Eukaryota; Viridiplantae; Streptophyta; Magnoliopsida; Zingiberales; Musaceae.
ACUACUAGCAAGCCUGCACGGGUGGCCCGACAUGAACCAAUCCCACCUCGUCUCCUCCUCGACUUUCCCCUGCAUCCCCCCAACCCACAAUUCCUUCUCAGGGGACACCGCUAUGGCCACAGCAGCUCUCCUCUUAUCUACUCUUCCCCCGGCACAACGCCACGGCCUCCUCCAGUACCACCACUCUACCCGCCCCCGCUGCCGCCUUCUCCCCGCCUCUCCACUGCUGGGGAGGCAGCGCCGUCGCUUGCCCAGCCCCAUCCGCGCGAUCCAAGAGACCGAAGAGAAAGCCAAGGCCUCGUCCUCUGCCGACGAGAUCACCGAGAAGUACGGGCUGGAGUUUGGCCUCUGGAAGAUAUUUAGCUCCAAGGAGGGCGGCGACGGAGCGGAGGGGGAAGGCAAAGAGAAGUCCAAAGCUGAUCAGGCCAAGGAACUGCUGGCCAAGUACGGAGGAGCUUACUUGGCCACCUCAAUCACCCUCUCCUUGAUCUCCUUCUCUCUCUGCUACCUCCUCAUCGGUGCCGGAAUCGAUGUACAGGCGCUGCUCAACAAGAUUGGCAUUGCGACCGAUGAGACUGGGGGCAAGGUCGGCACCUUUGCGCUGGCAUAUGCUGCACACAAGGCAGCAUCUCCGAUCAGGUUCCCGCCGACGGUCGCCCUCACCCCGAUCGUCGCCGGUUGGAUCGGGAAGAAGACCAACAAGUGACCGGAUCUGCGAGCAGACCCUUCCACCUUAUGCUUCUUCACUCUCUGUUGACUUGCCACUUCAAAAUUGUCCAUCCCAUUCCAUUCAUCAGAGUUUUGUGAACUGGGUGGGUGGCUGUAGAUUUGUCAGUCAUGUAGUAGCUACUAUUAUACACGAAUGAAACACUGGCUUGCUGGAAAACUAGAA